Molecule: messenger RNA, 6396 nt
Organism: Centropristis striata (black sea bass)
Lineage: Eukaryota; Metazoa; Chordata; Actinopteri; Perciformes; Serranidae
Gene: myripb
Product: myosin VIIA and Rab interacting protein b
Exons: 17
Coding region: 29-3136 (1035 amino acids)
Biological process (GO): intracellular protein transport
Cellular component (GO): cortical actin cytoskeleton
Molecular function (GO): small GTPase binding; actin binding; myosin binding
Source: RefSeq, a predicted model, not a curated record
GCAGCUCAGCGUGGCGAGGCCAGGAGCGAUGGGUCGGAAGCUGGACCUGUCGGGCCUGACGGAUGAUGAGGCUGAGCACGUCUUGAAAGUGGUUCAGCGGGACAUGAAGCUGCGAAAGAAGGAGGAGGAGAGGCUGAGUGAGAUGAAGCAGGAGCUGGCGGAGGAAGGCAGCAGAUGCUCCAUCCUCUCCAAGCAGCACCGCUUCAACGAGCACUGCUGCAUCCGCUGCUGCGCGCCCUUCACCUUCCUGCUCAACCCCAAGCGCCUGUGCCUGGACUGCCAGUACAACGUCUGCAAGACCUGCUGCACCUACAGCAAGAGGGACAAAGCCUGGCUGUGCUCUGCAUGCCAGAAGGGCAGGGUUUUAAGGACACAGUCGCUUGAAUGGUAUUAUAACAACGUGAAGAGUCGCUUCAAGAGGUUCGGCAGCGCCAAGGUUUUGAAGACUCUGUACAGAAAGCACAUUAUAGAGAGAGGAGCACUCUCUGAUCUCCCAGAAAGCAGCGUUCACGAGGGAAGCAACGACAAUGAUGGCAGCAUCUGUGGCAGCGACUCCGCCUUCUACAAACAGAGUGAAGGACACAGUAUGGCAGAGACGCUCACAGUCGCCCUGCGUGUUGCUGAGGAGGCUAUAGAGGAGGCCAUCGCGAAGGCAGAGGAGUUCAGCGACAGCUUGGAGAAGCAGAAUGAGGCUCGGUAUCUGCAGGACCACAAAGAGGAGCUCAUAGAGGAACUUGCAACAACAAUUGUACAAAAAAUCAUUCAGAGGAGGAAGCGUUCAGAGAUGCAGACAGAGUAUGACUUUGUCUGGCCUCAGCCUCAGUCCCUGAUCCAGCCCAGUGAACUGCCCUCUCCAUCUCAGCCUCAAGCUUCCUCACAAGGACCACAGGACCCCCACAAGACCUCCUACUCUCUCUGGCGAUCACGGUCAGCGUUCUCCCUCACCAGUGACGACUCCCCAGACAAGGCUCCAGAGGAGGAGGGUGCCGGGGCCGGAGGAGGCUUGCAGGACUACGCUUCUCUGAAGAGGGAGGGCAAGGCCACGUCUCUACCCAGCUGGAAGAGUGUGGACCGCCUGGACAACUCCAGUGCAUCGUCAGUGCUCCAGAGCCCAGACGGUAACUGGAUCGCCCUGCACAGCUCCCAGCUGUCCCGGCCCAGCCUGCUAACCAAGAGGAAGAGCCUGGUGUUCAGCGCGCUGGAGAAGGAGUCCGGCGUUGUGUCGGCUUACGACGAGAUGGGAUCCGACUCCGAGGAGAACGAUGAGGGUGGCUGGGGAGCAGCGCUGCGACAGUUCCGGCGCAAACUGUCCGAUGAGACUUACUACACGGACUCGCAGCACGACCCUGAGUGGACAUACACCCAGCACCUUCCCAUCACUUCACCCUCCUCUGGCCAGUACACCAACACAGAGACUCUCAACUCAGACUCAGAGGCCUCAUCAGUGCUGUCCGCAUGUCCCCGCAAACCGCCUCACAACCUGCUGAGGAAGAAAGGACCUCCAGACACACACCUGCACCCUCAUCACCAGCCGCUCUACCACCAACACCUUCACCAGAACUUCUCUCCAUAUCCGCUCCACUCAGAGGCACUGGAUGUCAACUUCAACCCCAAGGUGAUGGGAGACAGCAGCGAGGCUGAGGAUCGGCAGAUCGACCCAGUCAGAAGAUCACGGCGACGCAGAAAAAGUAAGAGAGAGUCGUCGACAGAGCAGAGCAAACCUGCAGGCCAGAGCCACACACAGUCCAUCUACCCUUUAGUACAGGAGAACAGUGGUUUUCUGCUCAACGCCCUCCUGAAGAGGGGUUUAAGUGAGGAGCAGUCACUCCCUGACACUAUGCCAAUGGCCACAGCUGCACCAGACGCCUUCAGAUUAGAUGCCAUGACACCCGAGCCAGAAGACUUGGACACAGUGGCCCCGAAUUCAGCAGCCCCCAGCCCCCCGCCGGCCCACUCUCUGGCUCCAGGGUCCCAGCACUCGCCCAGCAGCUCAGGGCCCGGAGACCCUCUGGAAGAGGAGCUGCGCUCCCGACUCAGCCAGCUGGUCAGCCGCGCCAACAGCAAAGACAGCAGCUCGUCUGAGGAGGAGAGCGCAAAGCGGCCCGCGGAUAAACAGACGGAUAAAGAAAGUGACAGACAGAGGGAGAAGACGAGGCCGAGGGGAAGUGACAGAUUAAGAGAAAGGACCAGCAGCAAGGAAAGAGAGAAAGCAAGUGAAACAGUGGAACAAGUGAAUGGACAAGAGGUGAAAAGAAGUGAGAGACUAAAAAAGAGUUCUUCAGUGAGAGAGGAGGGGAGAGUUAAGGACAGGAGGGUAGAGAUGGGAGUGGAAUGUUUGGAGGUGGACGAGCAGGAGCAGAAGAGAGGAGAAAUGAGAGAGCCCAACAGACAAAGUAAGAGACAACAUAAAAGAGAUGUGGAGAAAGAAGCAGGACAUAAAGGAAUGAGGAGGAGUGGAUCCAGUGCAAGUUCACCUGCUAUUACACCUUCUUCCCAGGAGGGGGUGCUGCCAGACAACCAGGAGGGCCAGAAUGAUUUGGAGCAACAGAAGAGGCUUCAGUUGCUCUCCUCUCUUUUACAGCAGAAGUACUCGGCAGCCUCUCUCUGCAGCAUCACCACCGAAGUGCUGAAGGUUUUGAACGCCACAGAGGAGCUGAUCGGUGAGGCAGGAGGUGAGACCUACACCCCGUCUGAAUCCAUGAGUGCUUCUCCCAUCUCCAACAGCUCCGAGACCCGCAGGCUGGACCAGAGGCUGACCAAGAUGGAGGAGAAUGUGUACCUUGCUGCUGGUGCUGUGUACGGGCUUGAGGGGGCGCUGGGAGACCUGGAGCAGUGUGCCCGCAAUAUUAAAAGUGGCACCUCAGACACAGAGCUGGCCUUCCUGGAGGACCAGGUGGCCACCGCGGCUGCACAGGUUCAACAGUCUGAACUACAGAUUUCUAACAUUGAGGCCAGGAUAUCAGCUCUGAAAACAGCUGGCUUGAAUGUGACAUCCUGCAAUCAUUUCUCCAAGUUCAAGCCAAAGGCUAAGCCUCAAACCCUGGAAUCAUCACGCCAUCAAAGGAGGAAGCUCCCAGCCCCUCCACUGAAAGAAAAGUUGGAGCCAGAGCAGCAGGUGAAAGUGUUUCGGCCGUAGUGACAGUCAGCAGCACAACGAGUCCCUCAGGGCCACUUCUGAGCCCCAGGGACGGGGGGGCCCAUCUCAUCCAGUGCCUUGACCCAGUGUCCGCCUCAAGCUCCAGGCCAAGCAGGGGCCAACACCUGCCCUGUGUGACCCACCAAGCACUCAGCCCUCAGCCAGGCACGGUACCCCGCCAGUCAGAUGCCUCACAGGAGAGAUGACUGGCUCUUUCCUCUUUUCCACUUUCUCCUCCAUCCUCUCCUCCUCAGCACGCACAUAACAUCAAGCAAGGAUGACUCGACAGUCUGUGUCUCUGCCUUAAAAAUCUGCAAACACUCCUCACGACCCAACUGAAAAGAAUAACUGUACAGACGAAAAAUAACUCUCAUUUCCUUUUUCUAUCUAUUUGCAAGAGUAUUGUGAUUUACUGUACAAUGAAGACGUGGAAAAAUCAUGUGAAACUUUCUGUGAUCCAGUGUCCCGAAAAGAGGCCAAGCCGUGUUUUAUACUGCAUCUUCUUUCUCACCAAAUGAAAUGUCAUGAGGAAUCCUAUCACAAUGUAAAGCCCCUUCAGAGCUUUUUUGGAUGAUCGUCCGUUUACACACACAGCUAUCAGAUGGUAAUCCUCAUUUGGGGAAUGAUUGUAACACCUUUUGACAUUUUAAACAUUUUAAAAAUACAUGCACUUACCAGAAAAUAAGUGUUUAAAUAUGCAGAGUAUCAGGGCCAAAACAUCUUUGUAAUUCCUUCUUGUUGCUUAAAUUGCUAGAUUGCAACAAUGGAACACAAAGCACACUUUAGAAAUUUGACAGCCUAAAAAAAAUAUUAAAAUGAAUCGUUUGGGGAAAUAUUUGCUUUUUUACGGGAGGACAAGAGGGGAAGAUGAAUACCACUCUAAUGUCUGCAUAAUGCACCUGUGAUAUCUUAGGAAAUAUUAGGAAAUUUUAUUUCAAAUUAUAAAAUGGUCGAAAUUUGAAACAUGUGGCUAAUGGUGUGAAGUGGAACAAAUUGAUAAGGUUUAUUCAUCAGAACUACUUGGUAUAUGGCAUGGAUGUAUUAUUAGAACUGGAUACUGGACCUAAAGAUGCUGCCUAUUCAGUCCAAUAACAAUUGCUUGCGUGGCGCAUAGAUCAAAAAGUUUCUAGUUUCUGGGUUUAUUCUGGGUUACACAGUUUCCUGAAUAUGCACAGUAAUUUUUCUCACCUGCCAGCAAGUUUCAGCUCUGCCUUUAGACUUUACAUUGUGAAGUUUUUAAUCACUUUUCUCAGCUAGAAGAACAUUUUAGAUUUAAAACCUCCGUCGAUCCAAAAUGAAUUAUUUAUUUAUUAAGAGUCAUUAUUGAUGUUUUAUCAUUUCUGCCCAUGGGUAAUCAUAAUUAUGUAAAUUAUAUACAAAUUAUAAUGCAAUACUUUUCCUGGGUAGGCUAUAGAUAUGAGCAGUGGCUGAGAACAGCCAGUAGUCCUGCAUUUAGUAUGUAGCCUCUUAGCUUAGCUUAGCUUAGUUUAGCUUAGGAUAAAGACUGGAAAUGGGGAGAAGAGUUAGCUUGAGUCUGUUCAAAACAGGGAAAAGUAUUACCCUAGCAGCACUUCUAAAUCUCACAAAUGUACUUUUUUGUUGCUGUUAAAACUGUACAAAAAGGCAUAUUUUGUUUUGAACCAAGAUAGCUCUUUCCCACUGAAUCAGUCUUUAAACUAAUUUUAGCUAGCAGCGUUAGCUCCAUAUCUAGUGUACAGACACAAAAGUGGUAUCAAUUUUCUCAUCUAACUCUUAGCAAAAAAGUGAAAAAGAGUACUCCCCAUAAUGAGUAACUAGUUCUUAAAUACAUGCUAACUGUUAAGAUUUACUUGGGAAGUGCUGCCCAAUUAUUGGAACAUAACUGCUCAGUACCAUACACACACACACACACACACACUACAGCCUUACUGUGGAAGCUGUGGGCUUUUACAUUGAAACAAGGUGUUAUUAUUAAUGUCUGUUUCUCAGACACACUCAGCUCAGCAGAAGUUUCCAUAUAGGUUUGACAUUCAGGUUUGAUCUGACAGCCUUCCCUCAUGCAGUAUUCUUCAACCCAAAGUCAUUUUCUUCCUCUUAGUCAUUUUCUUCGUUUACUUUCAAAAGUUGUGGCCUUUUAUUUAAACAAAAAAGUAUUUUCAUGUUUCCCCUUCAUUGGGUUAUGUCCGAACUUUUGUGUUGCAUUCGGAAAAUCUUUUAAAGAUUUUUACAUGAUGAAGUCUGACGGGCUAUAUUACAAAUGCCAUGAAACCAUGAUUUUGUUACAAGCAAUUUAUUUUUGUACUUACUGAACGUUUUUAUGCAAUAUCACUGAAAUAAGUACUAUUGCAAAUUAAAGGCUUUAUUCUCUCCUCAAAGGAGCCCUCCUCAGUCAAUCCUAUCAGACUCUCUCAUGUGUGAUGACUCAAAGUGCUUUCAGUGUAUGCCUACAUUUACCAUUUGAUAUUCUGCCAGUAAUGACGAUGGUAAAUGUUACAAAAACACGGGUGUCAACAGGCAUUUUUGGAGCGGCUAGUACGAUUCAUACUAUAUUUGUACUCCUUAAACACUAGAUUUGAGAAUACUGCCUUUUAUUUUUUGAGUUAUUUUUCUUUACUCUGUGACCACUUAGAAUAUCAGUUCGCCAUGCACACGGUUGUCAAAGUUUUUGCUGUGUCUACAGCUUCAGAGCAGAAGUGUAUUUUCUGAUGGACUGAACUAAAAGGUGUGAGGAUCUUCUGAGUGAAUGCUCUGCCCCUUCUAUUAGUGACCUUUUCAUCCCAGCCUUUCACUUCUCGGGUUUUGCACAUUGAUCCUGUACUUUUGUCAAUCUUGUUCUCCAGAGGUGUCGAUGUAUAAAAGCAUGUUUCUGGUUUUAUCAAAAUUGAUGUAAAAUUACCCAUGAGAAGCACAGCCACAAGGGUCCAAUCAUCAGUGUCCUGUAUUUUUCUAAUGUAAAAAAAUAUAUUAUCUCAUCACAGAAUUUAUUAAUAUAUGUAUAUGUGUGAAAAGAUGGAUAUGAUAUAGAAUAAUAUGUGUACUGCCCAAUCAUAGUCGACCAAUCUUUCCGUGUUGUGUGCAAGAGACUGUGUUUAAUUGUCAUGACUUGUAGGGCUGGAUUCACACAGGAAGUCUAAUUUACUGUAACUGUGUCCCAGAUACUCCGAAAUGAUGAGAUUCACACAGAGCUAAAAACAGAUCUCACUUUUGUUCCUGUUUCAAUCCAGUGUGAAUGACUACGAUGAGGUUCACUGUGCUCAGCUCCACAGGCGGGCCAUUCACUU